Molecule: messenger RNA, 1296 nt
Organism: Gracilinanus agilis (Agile Gracile Mouse Opossum)
Lineage: Eukaryota; Metazoa; Chordata; Mammalia; Didelphimorphia; Didelphidae
Product: procathepsin L-like
Exons: 8
Coding region: 1-1296 (431 amino acids)
Biological process (GO): immune response
Cellular component (GO): lysosome
Molecular function (GO): cysteine-type endopeptidase activity
Source: RefSeq, a predicted model, not a curated record
AUGAAUUUCUACCUGUAUUUAGCUUCCCUAUACUUGGGAUUAGUGGCUGCUGCUCCACAAUAUGACCAAGCUUUAGAUUCUCAGUGGGACCAAUGGAAGGCACAAUAUGAGAAGACCUAUGAAGUGAAUGAAGAUAGUUGGAGGAGAGCAACAUGGGAGAAGAAUUUGAAAAUGAUUGAAGCACACAAUUUGGAGUACAGCACUGGCAAACAGAGUUUCCAGAUGGGAAUGAACAAGUUUGGUGACAUGACCACUGAAGAGUUCAAACAAGUCAUGAAUGGCUAUAACUCCAGUGGAUUACAGAGCAGGACCAAUGGAUCUCUACUUCAUGAACCUCUCUUUGCACAGAUCCCUGAAUCUGUAGAUUGGAGAGAGAAAGGCUAUGUAACUCCUGUUAAGAAGCAGGGUCGGUGUGGUUCUUGUUGGGCAUUUAGCGCCACUGGCGCCAUUGAAGGUCAGUGGUUCCGUAAAACUGGCAAACUUGUUUCACUUAGUGAACAGAACUUGGUUGACUGCUCUGAAGACAACAAUGGCUGUGAUGGUGGUCUCAUUGACAAAGCCUUCCAAUAUGUGAAGGAAAAUGGUGGCAUUGAUACAGAGGAAUGCUAUCCUUAUGUUGGAAAGGAUAGCUAUUGCAAAUACCAGCCAGAAUGCUCUGGUGCUAGUGUCACUGGAUUUGUAGACAUUCCAUCUGGGCAAGAAGGAGCACUCAUGGAGGCUGUAGCAACCGUGGGGCCUGUCUCAGCAGCUAUUGAUAGUUCAAAUCCAUCCUUCAGGUUCUAUGAGUCUGGUGUUUAUUUUGAACCACAGUGCAGCAGUUCACAACUGGAUCAUGGUGUGCUGGUUGUGGGCUAUGGUGCUGAGGGAGAAAGUGGAAAGAAAUACUGGAUUGUCAAGAACAGACCCUCUGUCUUCACCAUCAGGGCCCCCAUCAAGCCCUCUGUACCUCACCCUCUCCAAAUAUGGGCCCCUCCCAUAACUCACCCAUCUCAUACCCAACAGGGCACCCCUUAUCAUUAUACCCAGGAUUUAAGUCAGGCUGAUGGGAAAACAGCAGUGAACUCCCAACUGCCCUUAUAUCAGGUAGGACCUGGAAUGGAAACUGAUACUUCCCCUUGUGACCUGUCAGCCAGUCAUAGGAAACAGUCUAUGGACAGGCCCUUCAGGUCUCCUAGCCUUCAGGAUCGAGCAUUCCCUGUGGACAGGCACCUGCAGACCCUGUGCCCACAGCCCCUUCCUCUUCCUCCCAGGGAUUCUGCACCCCUUAUCAGCUAUGAAGAAGCUAGAGAAGACUGA